Molecule: messenger RNA, 10559 nt
Organism: Neogale vison (American mink)
Lineage: Eukaryota; Metazoa; Chordata; Mammalia; Carnivora; Mustelidae
Product: chondroitin sulfate proteoglycan 4-like
Exons: 10
Coding region: 1-7251 (2416 amino acids)
Source: RefSeq, a predicted model, not a curated record
AUGGUGCAGUUGGCGGCUGUUCUCAUCAGGCUCCCGUUGGAUGAUGCUGAUUCAUCCGUGAACCGUGCUCAGGUGUUCUGUUUCUCCAUCAGCUGGCACCACGGAUUCGCCCAUGCAGCCAUAUGCCCCCUAGCAUCUUUUUAUGGUGAAAGCUAUGUGGAGCUCAACAUCAUCGAAGUUUUGCCUGAGUUAUCUCUUCAAUUAAAAUUUCAAACCAGCAAACCACAGGGAUUACUUUUCCUUGCAGCUGGGAAAAAUGAUUACUGUAUAAUAGAACUUCUAUCAGGAAACUUACGGGUGAGGGUGAAUUUGGGUGCAGGCAAACAAGUGCUCCUUUCUGAGCAAAGGCGUCGUGUGGAUGACUUGAAUUGGCAUUUCGUGGAACUGUACUAUGUUAAAAACACUAUCUCUCUGGUUAUCGACAAACACUAUGAGACAACUGGCCAGAUCACUGGUGGGACGCACAGUUUGCACUUUCAACAUGGAAUCUACAUAGCAGGCCAUGGUGAACUUGACCUCCCUUACCUGGAUGGAGAGCUUCCCGGUUUCCGUGGAUGUAUGGAGGGUGUGGUAUUUAACCAGAGGGAGAUCCUCGCAUCCCUCAGGUCUUACCCUGGUUUUAAGAAGGUGUAUGAGGUGUCACUAGGAUGCAGUGAUGAAUUUUUUGCAGGAGAGGAUGAGGCCAUCAAUUUCUUUAGCUCCAGAUCCUACGUCAUCUUCCCAGAAUGGAGGGUGCAUGGGGAAGGGCUGUUGGAAUUUGCUUUGCAGACUGGAAGUCAGCAAGCUUUGCUUUUGUUUCAGCCAGGUAGACAAGGAAAUUUUGUUGCUUUGGAAAUAGUUCAUGGUCUGUUGAAGGCUCAUGUAGGAAGGAGCAAAAGUAACACCCAGCUCUCUUCUUUAAGCGCAGUUAGUGACAACAGGUGGCACAUUAUUCAACUCAGACUCACAGGACAGUAUCUGGACCUGAAGGUGGAUGAGCAAGGGGUGAGGGCGUUGCUGCCCUUGCGAAGCAAACCAUUUGUAUUGGAAGGUCCUCUCUUCGUGGGAGGUCUUGAUAAACGUAAGGGAGAAGAAGUUAAGAAGUUAGAACUUGUCUCUGUGCCCAGGAAAUCUGCUCGAGGAAUCUCUUUCAAAGGGUGCUUAAGAGGCUUGGAAGCCAACUCCGUAAAGAGAGCAUUAAAGAAUGCCCUUGUGUCUAAAGAUGUAGCCGCCGGGUGUAAAUUGCAGAGUAGUGAUAAUGAAAACCCUUUCAUAACGACAGCAGAAAACCUGCUUCGUUCAGAAGUUCCCCUUUCCACUACCGUCCCCAAGGCACGCAAGCCUUUUCUUCACCAGGCGAGUAGCUAUUUCUUAAGUCUGAAUAACCUGGAGGUCCAAGAAGGUGGGCGAGCCUUACUGGAACAAAGGCACAUGAACGUGGUUGUGGCAUCCAAAGAUGUGGGCAUCCAUCCUUCUCAAAUACUAUUUAAAAUAGAGGAAAUGCCCCUGCAUGGGUUCCUUCAAAUUGAUGUUUCACCUGCACAGGGAAUGGAGGAGGCUUUCACUAUGUUAGAUUUGGGGCAAGAGAAAAUUUGGUAUGUCCAUGAUGGCUCAGAAGAACCUAGGGAUUUUUUUACAUUUUCAGUCUCAUCCAAGAGUAGGAAGGAAAUGCCAUUGUAUCUGCAAGGACAUGUUCCAUAUGUGUUUAACAUUACUGUCCUUCCAGUAAAUGAUGCCCCGGUCCUUAAGCUCCCUGAAGGAAACUUGCUCCGCCUGUUUGAGAAUUCUAAGAAACAACUGACUCUAAAUGUAAUACACGUGUCAGACCCUGACACAGAUUCCUUGAGUCUUAGUUUCUCAGUUCUUGGCAACUUCAAUUCAGAUGCUGGGUUUUUAGAAAACACCAAUGGUCCUGGGAAAGCCAUUAAUGGUUUUACGCAUGGGGAUUUAAGAGAUGGCAACAUUUUCUAUGUGCACAGAGGUCAUCGGAACUCCCGGAUCCUUCUGAGAGCAAGCGAUGGAGAGCUGGUUAGCAAUACCGUAGUGUUACGGGUCAUGGCUGUUCCUUGGGACUUUGAAGUGGCUGUUAGAACUGGGGUAGUCGUCCAGCAGGGGGGCGCGGUUCUGAUUACACAAAGUAACUUGUCGGUGGAGGUUAACGGUGAACCCCCCGAGAUGGAGACCCGCUAUGCUAUCACUCAUCCACCCCAAUUUGGUCACAUUCAGGAGCAGGGGUCAAGGGGUGAAUGGAAACAAGUUAGUACCUUUUCUCAACGUUCCAUUGAUCUGGAUCGGGUCCGGUACCAUAGCACAUUUCAAGAAUUACAGCCAGAAAAUGUUACAGAUCACUUUAAAUUUAAAGUGAACAUAGAAGGCAAAGUCAGUGAAGAGCUGGUAUUUCCCAUUACCGUACACUGGCUGAAGUUUGUACUUCUGAAAAAUGUUCCUCUCGAGGUCAGUAAGCUGAGCAGACAAGUACUGAACUCUGACCACUUGCAGGCUGUGACGGAGGGUAUGAGUGUAACUCAGAAAGAACUGCGUUUUAAGUUACUGACACCACCUAAGAAAGGAAAAUUGCUAGUUGGCAAUAAAGUUCUAAAAACAAACUCCGUCUUCAGCCAGCAAGACAUUACAGACUCUAAGAUAAGUUAUGAGCCACGGGAGAGGCCUAGGGAAGACACAGAAGAUAUCUUCAGGUUCUUGAUUGUUGCAAAGCACAUAGAAUCCAAAGAUUAUGCUUUCAGAAUAAACUUUGAAGCAGACAGGACCCACAUUAUUGUAACUAACAGAGGGUUAUCUGUAAAAGAAGGAGAAGGGAAAUUAAUUACAAAAUCAGAAUUAUUUGCUCAAACACCGGACAAUCAGACCUUCCGAUAUAUAAUCACCAAGAGUCCUCAACAUGGGAAGCUGAAACUGGUCAACUUUUCAGACCCUCUGGGAAGUCGUGAUAAUAUCACCAUGUUCACUGAUCGAGACAUAGUGGGGGAGCGGCUGAUGUAUGUCCACGAUGACUCUGAGACCCAACAUGAUGAAUUCCUCCUUGUGGCCUCCGCCAUGGGACCAGGCCGAGAGGGAGUGGUCAGGCAUCUUGACGCAGAACGUUUAUCUACAGAAAUCAAAGUUGGCAUUUCUGUAGAGUUAAAAAAUGAUGAGAAACCAGUACGUGUGGUAGAUAAGGUCUUUUGUGUUGUAAGGAAUGGCCAGCGCCUACUGACCCUGGCAGAUCUCUGUUACCAUGAUCCCGACUCAGAUUUUGAUGAUGGCCAGUUGCUCUACACCCGACGGGGCAUCCCAAACGGGGACCUGGUGAGAGCCAAUGAUGUCACUCAGAAACUCUACCAGUUCAGGCAAGAAGACCUGCGGGAAGGGCGAGUGCUUUUCAGACAUCAGGGUGCAGACUCCGCCCGCUUUGUGCUGUUCGUGACAGAUGGUGUCCAUUAUACAUCAUCCCUUCUUGAGGUCAGUGUGUCAGACCCCUACGUCCAGGUAGCCAAUAACACGGGGCUGAUUGUACAAAGAGGAGAGGACAGCAGCCUCACAGCAUCCAACCUCAGUGUCACCACAAACCAAGAUGUCCGAACAGACCACGAGAUCGAAUUCCACGUGCUACAGCCCCCAAAGCACGGCAGAGUGCUAGUCAACCAGUCAAUGUCCCGCUCAUUUUCCCAGCAUGACUUGAAGCGGGGACAUGUGAUUUAUAGGCAUGAUGGCAGCGGCAACUCUGAUGUGUUCAACCUGACAGUGAAAGUUAAGGAGAUACAUAUAGAUGUGGGCGUCUAUGUACAAGUGUACUCAGAAAGCCACCAACAUCGCGCCCAAGUUCCGCUCAUCAAGACCCUUAUAGUUGAAGAAGGAAAACCAGUAAAACUGAAUAGAGGAAGACUCCAGACUGUCCAUGAAGAUAAUAUUACUUCCGAGACAACGUUCACUGUCAGUGUUCCACCGAUGCAUGGAUACCUCCAGAAAUCUUUACCAGAAGAAGGCAGCUUCGGUGCUGAUGCAAAGUCCCCUCUGAUAUUUACACAACAGGAAAUUGAUGAUGGGGCUAUUCUUUAUGUGCAGACAGCUCCUGACCAACAACACGACCGUUUUUUGCUCGAUGUGGUGAAUGAUUUCCAAGCUGUGAAUGGAAUUGAAAUCUUAGUGGAUAUCGUCCCUAAGCGGAUUCCUCUGGAGGUACAAAAUUUCACAGUCCGAGAAGGAGGUUCCAAAGCACUUCUGGAAGACCAUCUCAAAAUCCCAAACAAAUAUUUUGAGGGAGUUGAUUUUGAAUUUGUUCUACUCAAACCACCAAAACAUGGUUAUGUUGAAAAUUCUGAUUUUCCAAGAGUACAGCUAAUGAAGUUUACCAGGAAACAGGUGGAAAAUGAAUUGAUUUACUACAUGCAUGAUGGUAGCGAGGAGCUUCUUGACGAUUUCACCGUCUUUGCAAAUAGCUCAGAACUUGGAAAACAGAGCUUGCCCCAAACUCUUUUUGUAACUGUGGAAUCAGUAAAUGAUGAGGCUCCGGUAAUAACAGCCAACAGAAUCCUUCAGGUAUGGGCAAAUUCUGUAACGGAGAUUACCAGGGGUGUCCUCUGUGCGGAAGACGAGGACUCCUCCCCGCAGGACCUCACCUAUUGGGUCACUCCACCCAGCAACGGGCAUUUGGCUCUCCAGUCCUUUCCUGGCCGAAGCAUCCAGAACUUCACCCAGGCUCAGAUCAACAAGGGCCAGCUAGUGUUUGUACACACGGGACCCAUGUCAGGAGGCUUUAAUUUUCAAGUUACCGAUGGUGUGAACUUUGCACCUCGACAGAUUUUUAGCAUCACCGCUCGAACUCUGACCCUUAGCUUAGAAGUAAACCGAGGACUGAGCAUCUUUCCAGGUUCCAUGAAGCCCCUUUCAUCUGGUGACCUGAGAGCUGUGACCAAUGACGCGGACAGCACAGGAAACAGAACUGUAACAUUUACGGUUAUAAGUUCCCCUAGACUCGGAAGGCUGGUGCGAGUCAAUUCUGACAACAGCACGGAGGAUGUUUCCGUGUUUACGCAGAAUCUGGUCAGUGAACGGCUGAUAUUAUACCAGCAUGUGGACCAUGAGAACACCGGCUGGACUGCAGAAGACUCUUUCACAUUCACAACGUCCUCCCCACCAGCAGCUCUAGGUCCUGAGGAGUUUCGUAUUACUAUUUCAUAUGAAAUUACUGAGCCUGGUCGGCAGAGUCGUCUGCUUGCAAAUACAGGAGCUGCUGUCAAGGAGGGAGACAAAGUUCUCAUUGAUCAAUCUAAUUUAGAUGCUUCCAACCUCUUGUUGAAACUGCCCAAAUAUCAGCGAUCUUAUUAUGAAAUCUGGUUCCAGGUUACGUCUCUUCCUCACCAUGGAACCAUUAUGGUUGGAGAGAGGAAUAUUACUAAAGGAAAACCCAACUUCUCUCAGUACAUAGUUAACAAAUUUGGAAUCCUAUACCUUCACGAUGACUCUGAAUCUCUGGCUGAUAAUUUUACCUUUGCUGUUUGGCCAAAACAAAAGAGCAAGUCUACCACCAAACCAGAGGCCAACUUCCUUGAAGAGAUGUUUAACAUCACUAUCUCCCCUGUUAAUGAUCAGGCACCAGAAUUAAAGACAAAAGGGCUUCGGUUGAAGGUUCUGCAGGGGAAUAGUUUGGUUGUGGGACCUGAAAACCUAAGAGUGGAAGAUCUAGACAGUCCUCCAGAGGAGAUCAAAUAUAUGAUCAUCCGUAAUCCUAAUAAUGGCAUUUUAGCAAUGGCUCACCAUCCAGACAUACCUGUUCACCAUUUCACGCAAGCUGACAUUGAUAACUCUCAGGUAUGGUUUAUACAAGAUGGAAGCCCAUCUUCGGGUGUGUUUUACUUUAGUGUGACUGAUGGCCAACACCGCCCACUUUAUAAGCUCUUCCACCUGGAUGUCAUCCCCAUUUCCAUCACCCUUGUGAACCUCACAGACCUACUUCUCCCACAAGGCCAGACAACUGUCCCCAUCACCAAUACUCACUUAUCAGCAAUGACCAAUGGGAAAAGCCCUCAAAUCACUUACAAGAUGACAAGUCCCCUCCAACAUGGGCAUCUGCUCAUUGAAAACCAGGUGGUCGUCAGCUUUGAGCAGGAAGACCUGCAUUCAGGAAGACUCUGUUACCAUAUGACAGAUCUCACGGCCUCAGAGGACCAGCUGUAUUUCUCACUAUUUACACCAGAAAGCAACCUGACGGGACAAAUGCUGAACAUCAGAGUGCAGCCUUUACUGCGGGUUAGGUCAAACCUGACAAUCGCCAACAGGGUGGUUUAUCCACUGAGAAGAAAGGACCUUGAUGCCACUGAGCUUGCUAAUAGGACUAACAGCGAUCCCAAAUUUGAAGUGACCAAACCCCCUGUCCAUGGGAGACUUGUACGAAGAGUGGGCCGAGACACAGCGAUGGAAAAUGCUACUCUGUUCUCUCAGAGGGACAUUGACCAGGGGUUGUUGAUGCUUCAUGCACAUGCCAACCUAACAGACAUCAAUGUGCUGAAUGACUCCUUCACCUUCUUGCUCAGGGCAGACCACAUACAGCCAGCAAUAGGUCAUCUCGCCUUCAGCAUAGUGCCACCUGACCCCUUAUGUUUGCAAACCUUUACCCCUGAUGUUUCUUUAUUAGUCACUGCCCAUAACCUUGUGACUUCAGAUCUCUCUCGGGGAAAGCCUGUGGUUUCCCCAGGACUCACGGCAAGGACAGAAACUCUGGGGAAGCUGGCCCAGACCAGGCAGCAGGAAACAAAUCCCUGGGGACAACACCGUGGUGAAGAACCUACUCUGGAUGGCAAGGCCUCUCCAACCAGGGUCAUUUGGCCACCGGACACUACCAACACCAGUCCUGGAACACCCACCCAGCCCAGGGAGAGCAGUUACCCUUUGAUGGUCAUUGUACCCUUGGCUGUGGUGGUCUUCCUGCUGAUAGUAACUGCAGUGGCCUUGUGUGUCUGGCUGCUGGGCCAGAAGGUAGAAAAGACAAAACCUCUUAUCAAGCCCCAGACUAAUCUGGAACCUACAACCCCAAGUCCUAGGCCAGAAAGGAGCAGAACCGUUCCCACCGUCACAGUGACACCCCUUCUAAAAAGCUCCAGCAAUCCCCCGGUCAGUCUUUUCAGGGACCCACAAAGUGAGCAAAUGGCUUUUCCAGCCACUGAGCCAGUGGAGAAAUGUGCUCCUUGGGAGACAUGGAUGAAUCUGGAUCCCGAUAUGGUCAAGCUCUGCCGACAAACCAACCCAACCCUGAAGCACAACCAGUACUGGGUGUAGACAGGGCUUUUGUUCCCGACUGACUACCUACUGUACUAGGAUAGGCACUGGGAUACAAGGUCAAAGAAAUGUUAGAUGGAUCAGCUAAGGAAAGCCCAGCCCUGCCAGUCACUCAGUGCUCAGUUAUGGCCCCCCGUGGUGAGAUGGGAGCAAGUGUUUAUUGUAACUCAUACAACACUCCUCUGAUGUGCUCUCCACAAUGAGCUUUGUCUGCCUUCUUGGGGACCUGACUCUGAGUAUAAGAUUUUGUCAAUAUUCAGAUCCUUUAUCAAGGUGCUACCAAACAUGCUGGUCCAACUAGGAUCAGCAGUAUUAACUUGGGUGCUAAAGUUAAUGGAGGAAGCCUUUGGAUAUUUUUCACUAAGGAUUCAUUCUAAGUGAGUCAGCAAGGAAAUGCAGGAACUGUUUCAGCCAGCAGAAGAGGUGAUUUAUCAAAUCAGCGAGUUUAUUCCCAGUGUAUUUCUGUAAUGUCUUUUCCUCCUUGGGGUCUCAAGGUUUGACUUCCUAGGACAGGAAAUGCCUUGGUGCUUCAGAUAGUAGAAUAGUCUGACCCCCCUUUGAAGGUAUUCACUGAGCAUACUGUGUUCCAUCAAGAGGCUUUAUCUAUUCUGAUUUGUAAAACCAAACCUGUGGAACAAAUAUGAUUUGAAGCCCCAAGAAAUAGAAAAGUCUGUUAAAUAUUUUGUGAUGCCUCAAUUUGGCUUAACUUUUACAAUGAAUUGAAGUAAUAGCAAAUUUGUAUUUGAUUUGUCUGGUUGAGCCUACAAUUGGCAGAUUCAGGCUUCAGUUUCUAUAAUUGUAAAAUGAAGAUAUGAGUACUUGUUUUAGUUAAGAAUGCUUUGGGUUGCAAAUCACAAGACAUUAGCUAUGAGUGGCUUUGAUUGGGGAUUGGCAAACUUUAUCUGUGCAGGACACCAUCAUAAACAUUUUAGACUUUGUGGGCCCCAUAUGGCUGUUUAUUUUUAACAACCUUUGUUUCUUAACAACCUUUUAAAAAUGUAAAAACUAUUCUUAGUUCCACAAAUCAUAGUUUGCCAGCUAUUGCUUUGGCUAAGCAAAAAAAGUGUUGAAUUAUUUCAACUAACAAGCAGCCUACAGUGGACAUUCCAAGGCUGGUUCAGUGGUUCAAAGAUAUCAUCAAGGACUGAAGUUCUUUUGUUCUUUCUGCUUUACCUUCCUCAAGCUGUUGGCAUUUAAUUUUUUUUCUUUCUUCUUUUUUUUUUUUCCUUAGUUCCUCGUGAUUGUGAGGGGCUGCUCAUGUUCCAAGCAGUACAUUCACAUUCAAAGACAGACAUUCUAGGGGGAAAAAAAAACAGAUAUGGCAAAAAGAUUUUUUUUUUAGAGAGGAACUUAUUUCUAAUUACUAUUAUUUUUAAUCUUACAAAAGGAGGACUUCUCAAACAUUUCCCCCCUUUUAUGUCUCAGUCCAGAACUGAGAAAUGGGCAAAAGGAAAUGGAAUUCUCAUGACUCAUCUCUCCAGGGGCUGGGAAAGGAUUCUGCCAUGUCAGAUUUCAGCGGAUGAGUCCACCAUGUAAUCAGGGGAGGCUAGGCAGUGGAUAAGAUCUACUAAAAUACUCCUCAAAUAUGAAACACUUGGGAAAUAAGAACUUUGACCUUUCAGAGGGGUGUCUACUUUAAUAUCUCCUUUUCUAUUUUAAUGAUUGUCUUAAAGCCAGUGGCUAGGGUUUCUAGGGUGGAAGGAAGCAUUGCCCCGGAAGGGAGGCAGUUGGCAAGUCUGGAGACAUUUUUCGUUCUCACAACAGGUGCUACUGGGUCCUGCCAAAAUCCAACACUGCACAGAACAGCCCCAACAAAGAAUUUUCUGGUCCAAAACUUCGACAAAUCCCCAGGUUGAGAAAUCCUGGUUAAUGCCACAGUGAAGGGUCUUCUUGCCUACCCAGUGAAAGAUUAAUAAACCCAUCACCAACUCUAAGCAGCAACUAUGUUCUAAAAACAGAAUAAAAGAGUGAAAAUUCCAUUAUGUGGUUGAAACUGUAAUUGGCAAAUGUUUUUAAAAGAGGUUGUAUUAAAAACCAAACAAAACUUGUAGGCAGCCUCAUUUCUUUAUAUUCCUUGACAAAGGAACAGAUUUUACCUUGUAUUAACAGGUGGGACACAUCAGGAGGAAAAAAAAAAAGUGAGGCAGUAUAUUUACAAAGGUAAAGAUGAGGUCAAAGUGUCCCCAGAUGUCUAACGCUUCUGAUGUGUUCCAUGUGCACGAGAAUUUUUUCUCAUCCUUUCCCUCUUCUGCUUCUCUAGGUUGCUUUUCUGUCCCAACCCAAUUUUAACUGAUCUUUGUGGAAACAGACUUCAUCAUCUACAGAAUCAAAGGAAGCGUAGCGUAUUUAGGCCUAGAAAUAACUACCCAUGUCUUAGAGCCCUGGAUCGAAUGCUAUGGACAGCUGGUACUAAAGAAAACUUCUCCCUCUUCUUCCUAAAGUGAUUCUCCCCUACCUUUCUGUAUUCCUGAAUUAUAUGUCACCCCUUUCAAGUGUUUUUGUAUUUGGUCCUUUUAGAAAGGAGGAGGACCGAGAGCCUUAACCCAAAGUUGGUGUGAACACGAUGCAACUCAGAAUUAUUCUCAAGCUUUUCUAGGCAGCCAGGCACUCAGAAGGAACAGAACGGCAGUGUGUGCAUGAGCCCGCACACAGAAAAGGAAGGCUGAGGACAGCUUUGCAUCCAGUUCGUGGGUUUUGUGUUCUCUCUUGGCUGGGCAAGGAGAAUGCCUGUUCUUUGAGGAAGAGCCAGAUAGAGUUGGCUCUAUGACCACAUUGGCCUCUUGCUUGCUUCGACCAUAAGAUCUGUGAAGUUAGGUUUACCAACCUGGCCAAAAAUUCUGAUUUCCCAUCCUCUUUUCCUGAUAACUCUGCAACCUCAAACAAAUAAAAUUAGUAUCCAUAUUAGAACGAAACAGACACCGAUGCUUUGAAAUGAUAUUGCACAUUUUUUGUGAGUGUGCCUGCUAGAGCAAGAAUAUCAGCGAGAGGUCCAGAUGUCAAGACUCAGUAAUUAAUAGAGCUUGGAAAGUUUUCUUCCAGAGCAUCUAGAAUAUUCUUCUGAUUUACAGAUGGAUUCAAUUAAAAAAAAAUGCCUACCAUUUGGUGCUGGCUCAAAUAAAAAAAUGAAAUAAAAAUUUUGGCAAAUGCUUGUUUAGUGUUGAAAAUUAAAGUGUUGGGAAUGGAAAAUCAGUUUUAAAUGGUUUCUCCCAUACACAGAGCUACAACUGCCUAAUCUUUGUCACAAUUAAUUCACUGCCUCUUAACAAAUCACUGGAGAUUUAAUAAAUGAAUGUCAAAGGUUAACAUCA